This is a messenger RNA of Panicum virgatum (switchgrass), 835 nucleotides long. RefSeq names its product DExH-box ATP-dependent RNA helicase DExH15 chloroplastic-like. The record is from RefSeq and is a predicted model, not a curated record. Bases 146 to 700 code for a protein of 184 amino acids. The transcript has 4 exons. Lineage: Eukaryota; Viridiplantae; Streptophyta; Magnoliopsida; Poales; Poaceae.
UGUGUAUUAAUGUGUGGUUCUCUAUAUUUACCAGAUUAGCAAAGUUAUACAAGAGGCUAGAGCAUUAGAUAUCAACACUCAGGUAAUCUAUCCUUUGGGUGAGACGGCAGCAGCUAUACGAGGAGAAAAUGAGCUCUGGCUUGCUAUGGUUCUUAGGAACAAGGUCCUCUUGGAUCUAAAGCCAUCUCAAUUGGCAGCAGUUUGUGGAAGUUUAGUGUCCGAAGGGAUCAAACUUCGUCCUUGGAAAAAUAGCAGUUAUGUAUACGAGCCUUCUUCUGUUGUCACUGGUGUUAUAAGCUAUUUAGAAGAGCAGAGAAACUCGCUCAUCGAUCUCCAGGAGAGACAUAAUGUUAAGAUACCCUGCGAAAUAGAUGCCCAGUUUGCUGGAAUGGUUGAAGCCUGGGCUUCAGGGUUGACAUGGAGGGAGAUAAUGAUGGACUCUGCAAUGGAUGACGGAGAUUUAGCCCGUCUGCUCAGGCGCACAAUCGACUUACUAGCUCAGAUUCCAAAAUUACCAGACAUUGAUCCAGUUCUCCAAAAAAAAAUGCACAAAUUGCUUGCAGCGUCAUGGACCGAGUACCCAUUAGCGAGCUUGCCGGUUGAAGGCCUGAAGCAUGUAAGUACUACAAAUGCAGAGUUCCCUUCUCUGCCCGCUAAUUCUACAUUUGUUAUAGGUAGGAAAUUCUUUGUUGUACUAUGACAAGUUAUUACCAGAUAUUAACAAAGAUAUCAUUUUUCCAAGCGAUUGAUAUCUUGACAUCAAUUUUUGUACACUCCUCUCGAUAUGGAUCUUGUAUAAGAAAUGGACAAAAUAACCAAUGAAAACUUUGCUUUA